Molecule: messenger RNA, 460 nt
Organism: Cucurbita pepo subsp. pepo (vegetable marrow)
Lineage: Eukaryota; Viridiplantae; Streptophyta; Magnoliopsida; Cucurbitales; Cucurbitaceae
Source: RefSeq, a predicted model, not a curated record
GUAGAGAUUUUGGGGGAGCGACUUUUUAACUCCCGUUGUUGGCGACUUGGCGUCAUCUUCCACAGAGACAACCCAAUUUCCUGAACGCCCAGAAACUUCUGCAGACGAUCGGUGCAGCAUCGGAAGAUCCAUGGGCAUGGAGGAAGAAGCACAAAUUAUGCUCAUCUCUCCGGCGGAGCCCAAAGGUAGUCCAGUCAAGGACCAGCAAGCCGCCGGAGUUGGAAUCCUCCUUCAGAUCAUGAUGCUUGUUCUCUCUUUCGUUCUCGGUCAUGUUCUUCGCCGGCAUAGAGUCUAUUUUCUUCCCGAAGCCAGUGCUUCUCUUCUCAUCGGUUUAAUCGUCGGCGGGCUUGCCAACAUUUCCAAUACUGAAACUAACAUCAGGGCGUGGUUCAACUUUCACGAGGAAUUUUUCUUCCUUUUCCUUUUGUUUGUAAAUUCUUGUGUUUAUAACUUGCGCUAG